Molecule: messenger RNA, 612 nt
Organism: Acanthosepion pharaonis
Lineage: Eukaryota; Metazoa; Mollusca; Cephalopoda; Sepiida; Sepiidae
Source: the annotation of a GenBank genome assembly
AUGUUUCCCUAUCUAUCUAUCUAUCUAUCUAUCUAUCUAUCUAUCUAUCUAUCUAUCUAUCUAUGUGCAUUUUGUUUCUUCUUUUUCUUCUCUUCCUCCUCCUCCACCUCUUCCUCUUCUUUCCUCAGUUCAAUUUUUUCUUUUUUUCUCCUCCUUCUUCUUCUUCUCCUCCUCCUUCAUUUCUUCUUCUUCUUUCCUCAGUUUGCUUUUCUUUUUCUCCACUUCCUCUUACUCCUCCUCUUCUCUUUAUUUCUUCUUCUUCUUCUUCUUCUUCUUCUUCUUCUUCUUCUUCUUCUUCUUUCCUCAGUUUGCUUUUCUUUUUCUCCACUUCUUCUUCUCCUCCUUUAUUUCUUCUUCUCCUCCUUUAUUUCUUCUUUUUCCUUUCCUCCUUCAGUUCUUCUUCUUCUCUUAGUUUGUGAAAAACUGGGAGGAGGCUCACUGUAUGUUUACAUCUAUCUAUCUAUCUAUCUCAGUCUGUUCAUUAUCUAUCUAUCUAUGGCGCGCCAACAUGAAAUUACACUCUCUUUCUCCCUCCCUCUAUAUAUGUAUGUAUGUAUGUAUGUAUGUAUCUAUCUAUCUAUCUAUCUAUCUAUCUAUCUAUUUAUGGGAUAA